Messenger RNA from Armigeres subalbatus, 1662 nucleotides. RefSeq lists its product as uncharacterized. The record is from RefSeq and is a predicted model, not a curated record. The coding region runs from base 134 to 1582 and encodes 482 amino acids. NCBI's taxonomy places the organism in Eukaryota, Metazoa, Arthropoda, Insecta, Diptera, Culicidae. The transcript has a single exon.
UCCUUCCUAAUUCAAGUCUAUAAAACUGGAGCACUUGGGCUAUUCCUUGUUACUCGUGUUUUAAAUUCGAUUACGAUACGUUCGCGAUUGCGAAAAAGCGUGCAAGAAUCAGAGUAUUAAAUAAAGGAUAGAUAUGAUACUAGUGAUAGUGCUGAGUGCGGUAGUGGCAGUAAUUGCUGCACCGGAAGGAUACCAUUAUGAUCCGCCAUCCAUUAGUAGUACUUUGUAUUUCCCUUCGGUGCCCAGCUACACACCUGAAGUUGAUGAUUGUGAACCUGAAGCUCAUGGACAAGUGCUGUUGAAACAAGAACUUCCAACUUAUUCACAAGUGACACAAACUUCAAACGUGUUCCAAGUUCCUGUGAAGAGUACCAUUGUACAACCGUUGAGAACACAAGUUACAUACGAGAAGCAGCAGGCAUCUUCCGGAUUAUGGAAUUCCAAAGAACAGCAAUCCUGGGGAUGGGCUGGACAGGGAUCUCUAAGCAAUUCAUAUUCUUCAGGAUCUGCUGUAUUUGGUAGUGGAAGUCAGGCUCAAAACACCGUUUAUGUGCAGCCCCAACCAGCGGUGGAAGAAGUUUACAAGCAUGUUUACGUUCACGUCCCUCCAGAAGAUAAGGAAGAAUACGUCGCACCACGUGUCAUCCAGCCUGUUUCACACAAGCAGAAGCACUAUAAGAUCAUUUUCAUCAAGGCACCAACCCCACCGGCCCCCAAGUCCGUUGUUGUCCCGCCGCAACCUUCAUCUGAAGAGAAGACCAUCGUCUACGUGCUGCACCAGAAACCAGAACAACAACAAGAAGUCAUCGUUCAGAAGCCAGAACCUGCCAAGCAAAACAAACCUGAAGUCUAUUUCAUUAAAUAUAAGAACCGCAAGGAAGAGCUGAAGCAAGUAAAAUAUGUUGCUCCGAUUGUUGCUCAAACUUCUAGUGCCAAAUCAGUAAAAAUUGUCGAUAGUGGAUUCUCUGGAUAUAGUUCAGGAAAUUCUGAGUCCGGCUAUUCGUAUGUGAGCAGCACAUCGGCUCCAAUUUCUUACAACACCGCCAGUGCUAAGGACACUGGCGCCAGCUACUCCUACGUCAGCAGUACCCCCGCUCCAGCUGUUGAAUAUGUCGAAUCAUCUGGUUCCAGCGGUGGCAAUGAAUAUCAAUACACCAGCGCAGGAAACACCGGCUCCAGUUACAGCUCAUUCACCAAUGGUGCUGGUGCAGGAUACGAAAGUUACGUCGAUCUCGGAAACAGUGGAUACUCCAGCUUUUCAAGUGGAUCAAGCCUUGGAGUCAUCAACGUUGGUUCCAACCAAGACUACCAAUUUGUGCCAAGUACUACCGUAGCCCCAUUAGUGAAAAUUACUAACCCGGUUGCAUCAUAUGUAAGCACUACUCCACAAAGCAUCAUUAGCAGCACCUUAGGUUCUGUCGGUGAAGUCUCAGUGAAAAAUUCCGGCCUCAGUGGUUACUCUAACCUCGGCCAAGUCAGUACAACAACUGUUGCACCAGUGAAGAAGGUCUGUCGCCGAUGCUCCAGCACUACCAGCUCUUCGCUCAAAGUACAAGAUGCGUACGUUUCCAACGUUUAUUAAGGAAGCAUUUAGUAAUCAUUUUUCUAGUAAGUUGAUUCGAUAAAUCGUCUAGGUAAUAAAGAAGCCACGUAGUUACAUAA